Messenger RNA from Coffea arabica (coffee), 540 nucleotides. Its product is annotated as gibberellin 3-beta-dioxygenase 1-like. The record is from RefSeq and is a predicted model, not a curated record. NCBI's taxonomy places the organism in Eukaryota, Viridiplantae, Streptophyta, Magnoliopsida, Gentianales, Rubiaceae.
AUGGAAACUUAUCAAAAGAUGAUGAAUUCCUUGGCAUACCAACUCUUGCUCCUGAUGUUGAAGUGGCUAGAAGUCUCUGAAGAUGAACUGAACUGGAAACUAUCAAUGUCCCAAGAUGCAUUGCUACUCAAUUCCUUUCCACCCUGCCCAGAUCCCAAAAGUACCAUUGGUUUAGCCCCUCACACAGAUUCAUUGCUCAUUACCGUUCUUCAUCAAAGUCAUGAGGGUUUGCAGAUUUUUCGCGACGGAUUCAGAUGGGUGACAGUUUCACCCAUUGAAGGAGCUCUUGUGGUCAAUCUUGGUAAUCUUAUGGAUAUAUUGUCUAAUGGCAAGUUCUCUGGCAUUCUGCAUCGUGCUUUUGUCAACCAGAUUAGGCACAUGAUUUCUGUUGCCUACUUCUGCUAUCCUCCAAUUGAUUCCCAGGUUGCACCAUUUGCUAAGUCUGAAUGUCCCAUUUAUAGUUCUUUAACAGUGAAGGAAUAUCUUGAAAUCAGGGCCAAGCAUAUGGAGGAUGCACUUUCUGUGAUCAGAAUAAAAUGA